Messenger RNA from Hippocampus zosterae (dwarf seahorse), 2608 nucleotides. RefSeq names its product transporter associated with antigen processing, subunit type a (gene tap2a). The record is from RefSeq and is a predicted model, not a curated record. Gene Ontology annotation, biological process: transmembrane transport. Gene Ontology annotation, molecular function: ABC-type oligopeptide transporter activity; ATP hydrolysis activity; ATP binding. Gene Ontology annotation, cellular component: membrane. The transcript has 11 exons. Bases 200 to 2356 code for a protein of 718 amino acids. Lineage: Eukaryota; Metazoa; Chordata; Actinopteri; Syngnathiformes; Syngnathidae.
UCCGUGACACAAACAAUGGUUCGGAGACCACUGCUUUCCGGGGUCUUUCAAAACCAUCUCCAAAUCAGAACAGAAAAUGUUUGACUUGGCGAGAUUUGAGAUCUUUUCUUCCCCGCCUUCAUAUAAUGGAGGCGUUCAUGCGCCAGAAGUGAAACGAAACCGAAAUGGAAAUUGACAAUUGGACCGCUCGUGCGUGACAAUGGCGAAAAAGAGUUCGGGACUUCGCCAAGCUUUUGCUGCGUUUUGGGCGCUGGUCGCGGACGCCUGCCUGGUUGCGGCUACUGCGCGGACGCCGGGGUCGGGGAGCUCCUUUUGCCUGUCGGUGUGGCUGUUCGCGCUUCUCCGGUGUUGCGUGGCGCUGUCCGUCAUCUUCCUGGUCAACCUCGGCGAGCUCCCCGCGGCGCCGGCUCGUUUCCUCGCCUUGCACAGCGCGCUCCCCGCCGUCCUGGAGAGCCUCGCCGCCGCCUUGGGGCUCGGCCACCCCCCAUGCGGCGCGUCGAUGGCGGCGGGGGUCUCGCGCUGCUGGAUCAUGUGCGCCGGAGCCUCGCUGGCCGCUGCCUCGCUGUGGGAAGUCGGCGUGCCAGACUCUCCGAGUGGCCGGAGAAAAAAGCGACAAAAGCCGCGAGUUUUGUUCAUGAGGGUGCUUCGGGUGUACAGGCCGGACUUGGCUCUGCUGAUCGGAGGGUUUUGCUUUCUCACCCUGGCUGCCGUCUGUGAGAUCCAGAUCCGCUAUUACACGGGCAAGGUCAUUGACAACCUGCGUGAGGAUUUCGAGCCGGAUGACUACUUGUCAGCACUGCUUCUCAUGUUCGUGUUCUCAGUGGGAAGCGCGGUGGGCACCGGCAGCCGAGGGGGUCUCCUCAUGUGGGCCAUUAACUCCUUCAAGUGCAGAAUGAAGGCAAAGCUCUUUCGUGCUCAGACCAACCAGGAGACGGCGUUUUUUGACACCGUAAAGACAGGUGAACUCACCUCCUUGCUUUCCAAAGACAUCCCCAUGAUGGCUGAAACGGUUUGUCUGAACAUCAACGUUUUGCUGAGGACGCUUAUCCAGACGGUGUACACGCUGGUCCUCAUGGUGAACCUCUCAUGGAUGCUAACAUGUUUAGUGCUCUUGGAGGUCCCCGUCAUGGGCCUCAUCCAGACCAUCUCCAACAAAAAGCAGCAGCGGUUGACGCAGGCCACGAAUGACGCCAUGACCGCGGCAAACGAGACGGCUAACGAGAUCAUCUCGGCCGUUCGGACGGUGCGGAGCUUCAACGGUGAGAAACACGAGGCCCGUCGCUAUGACGAGCGGCUGAUGGACACGCACAGGAUCAAGAGCCGGCGGGACACCGUCAGGUUAAUCUCCCUGUUGGCGCAACGGCUGACAGGCUUGGCCGUUCAUGUGCUGAUGCUGUGGUACGGCAGGCUGUUCAUCCAAAGGGGCCAGAUGACCACCGGGAACCUGGUCUCCUUCAUCCUCUACCAGUCAGACAUCGGACACAACAUCCGGACACUGACCUACGUGAGCGCCAACAUGUUGAACUCGGUGGGUGCCGCCGGGAAAGUCUUUGAGGUUCUGGAUCGACGGCCUCGGAUCAGGACGGAUGGGAAACUCGCACCCGAGUCGCUUGCCGGACACGUCAUCUUCCGCCAUCUCAACUUCGCCUACCCGGCACACCCCGACGUAGCGGUGCUGCAGGACUUCUCUUUGGAGCUGCCGGCGGGUCAGACGACGGCGCUGGUCGGUGCGUCCGGAGAGGGAAAGAGCACCUGCGCCGCUCUGCUGAAACGCUUGUACGAGCCGCAGGACGGAGAGAUCCUGCUGGACCGCGCCGAGCUGGGAUCGUACGACGGCCGCUAUCUCAGCGAGAAGAUUGCGGUGGUCAGCCAAGAGCCGGUCCUCUUCCGCGGUUCGGUCAGACACAAUAUCGCUUACGGCUUGGAGGACUGCUCCCUGGACGCCGUCCAGGAAGCGGCGCGGCAGGCCAACGCUCACGACUUCAUCUCACGGCUGGAGAAGGGCUACGACACGGAGGUCGGUGAGGGCGGCGGCCUGCUGUCCAAGAGCGAGCGGCAACGCGUGGCCAUCGCCCGAGCGCUGGUCAGACGGCCGCGGGUCGUCAUCCUGGACGAAGUCACCAGCUCCCUGGAUGAGCCCAGCGAACGCGAGGUCCUGCAGGGUCUGUUGAGGAAUCCUGAGCGAAGCGUGCUGCUGAUCACUCACAGACUGAAGAGGCCCGAGACGAUGGACCAGAUCGCGGUGAUCGGCGACGGUGGCAUUCGGGAGCGAGGAACCCACCGCCAGCUGAUGGACCAGAAGGGAAUCUACUAUAAAAUGGCAGGGGGGGGACGGGAUGAUCAGAAGCAAACCUAACCUUCCUGCAGUCCUACCAGAAACCUGCUGGCAUGUUUAUGUUGAGAGCGUCUGAUUGAUUAUUUUUCCCGCUGAACUAAGCGGAGACAAAUUGGUUUUCGAAAGGACGACCAACGUUCAACAGUAAACUGAACUCUUCAAGGGCAGUGAUGUUUUUACAGAGUGUACCACUAGAGGGCGUCUGCGUAACUCUAUUGAUGCAUGUACCAAACAGACUGACUGGUUUCGAGAUUAAAAUCUUUUAAAUGGCCA